AUGGAAUCAUUAGCUAAAUUUUUAUUUCAAAUAAUUUCUCUUGAAAAUAAUUCUAUAGAUAUAGACUUACAACCAAAUUUAUGUACAAUCUGCUAUCAACAAAUUUGUCCAAGUCUUACAAAAUCUAUUACAAUAUUAUCAUGUAAACAUUUUUUUCACAAAGAAUGUAUUGCAGAAUAUGAUUUUGAUACUUGUCCACUUUGUCAAACAGAAAACCAAAAAGAUCAACCUAUUUUUCAACAAAUUGAAUCUAAUUCUCAAUUAAUUGAUAUAUUUAAUACUACUAUUACAACUACUAUGCCAACUACUAUGCUGACUACUAUGCCAACUACUAUGCCAACUACUAUGCUGACUACUAUACCAACUACUAUGCCAACUACUAUGCCAACUACUAUACCAACUACUAUACCAACUACUACAUCUAUUAUGCCUACUACUACACAUACUACAACUAUUACCAAGUCUACUACUAUGCCUAUUACUCCAAAAAUAUUAAAAAUACCAAAAAAAUUGGAAACAACAAUUGGAAUUAUAAAACAACUUAGAACUGAAAUUAAUGUAAUGAUGGACUUGUACAAUAGUGAAGAUAAAGACUCAAAUAAUAGAAUUGAUAUAGAAAAACUACCAAGACUGGCUCAAUUAUAUAUUAGUUGUGGACAUGCUGCCAAAAAUGCAGUAAUUGCAAAUCAAAGAAAAAUAGAAAAGUGGUAUGAAUAUGCUGCUGGUUUUGAUGCAAGAGUAAAAGAAAUCCUAAAUAAUAAUCGAAAAUAUUCUAUAAAAAUGGCAAAAACAAUAGCUUAUAAAGAAAUUACUGAUCAUCUUCCAUAUGUUACAAUGAAAACAUUAUGA
Molecule: messenger RNA, 849 nt
Organism: Cetraspora pellucida
Lineage: Eukaryota; Fungi; Glomeromycota; Glomeromycetes; Diversisporales; Gigasporaceae
Source: the annotation of a GenBank genome assembly